AUGGCUGUACAAAAGCUGGGUACAGGAACAUCAGUGAGAAAACAAGGAAAAAACACAACCCACAAGACACUGUGUGGUAUAUUCCUCGGAAGCAAUUCCAAAUACAUGAAAUAUAGUUUAGUGACAAAAAUUGAGUAUAACGUCAAUCGUCACUUCAACUACUUUAACGGAGUUGAAUUUCACAAGUUCCUUUCCAGUGAAGAGGACCAAACUCAUGAGCUUAUAUAUAACUCUCAUCAUGUUCUUGCAGAAAUGAGUUUGUCAGAACAUCGCGCAUUAAAGAUCAAUUUUCUCUUUUUCUCAUUCAGCCUGACGUCCGAUGUUGAUUCGCGCAUCCUUUUAGCGAACACUCAUGAUAGAAAGUUUUAUGUGCGCGAUGCUGGGGGCUACAGCUCUGUGUCAAGCAUUACAAGAGCUGUCUCGGCAUUACAACUAGUACAGCUCUACAUUUACGUAUUUAAUCAGACAGCUAUAGUAUAA
Molecule: messenger RNA, 480 nt
Organism: Phycomyces blakesleeanus NRRL 1555(-)
Lineage: Eukaryota; Fungi; Mucoromycota; Mucoromycetes; Mucorales; Phycomycetaceae
Exons: 8
Coding region: 1-480 (159 amino acids)
Source: RefSeq, a predicted model, not a curated record